GGAGCGGGGGUUCUCUGGCGCUAAAUCGUAAAUCUCCUAUAGACACGCUUCAUGGUUCAUAGUUCAUACAUUCUCUUCUAAUUUCCUUUCACAGAGAAUCUGUCGUCUCCGAUCAAACCCCGUUGCUUCGUCUCUCUGAUCCUCUUUUUGUGUGUAUCUCUCUCUAACCCUUCUAUUAUUUACUAGCUGAACUAGAGUUGGAAGUUCAUAUUGAUCACAGUGUACAUUAUAUUUCAAGGAUGAAUAUGCAGCCAGUUGUGCAGACAAGAUCUUCUGCCAAUGGAUUUGGCCGUCGCAGAACGGAUAGAGAAACUGGAACAAAGUUGCAGAGUGCGAAAACAAAUUCCAGUCGAUUGACAAGUGUAGGUCAGAAGGGAGAUUCUGAAAUCCCUUCACGUGAUCGCCUUGUAUAUAUAACUGCUUGCCUUAUUGGACAUCAAGUGGAAGUACAGAUGCUGGAUGGCUCCGUCUUUUCAGGGAUACUUCAUGCUACUGAUACAGUCCAAGAUUUUGGCAUUGUUCUGAAGAUGGCACGCUUGAUUAAAGAUAGUUCUCAUGGCCCCAAGAGUAAUUCACAAUCUCUUAGCAAGACUCCUUCAAAGACAUUCAUAAUACCAUCUAAAGAGCUUGUGCAAAUUACUGCUAAGGAUGUGCCUGUAACUUCAGAUGGAUUCAAAUAUGACUUACAACAGGAAGCACAGCUGGAUUUAAUGACAGAUUCUUGCAUAUCACAGUCCCGGCAUGUUGAGGUGGGGCGAGAGCUGGAACGUUGGGUACCUGACAGUGAUGCUCCUGAAUGUCCCGAACUGGAUAAUAUAUUUGAUGGUCCUUGGAACAGGGGCUGGGAUCAAUUUCAAGCAAAUGAAACACUAUUUGGUGUAAAAAGCACAUUCGAUGAGGAGCUGUAUACAACAAAGCUUGAGAGAGGCCCUCAGACGAGGGAGUUGGAAAGAGAAGCUUUGAGGAUAGCUAGAGAAAUUGAAGGCGAGGAAACCCGUGAUCUUCACCUGGCUGAGGAAAGAGGACAGCAACAUCAUGGACACCUUGAAAUUGAUGAGGAAACCCGAUUUUCAUCAGUCUUUAGGGGGGUUGAUGAUAGUGGAAAUGAUGAUUGUGAGGAAAUUUUGUUGGACUCCCGCAAUGAUGAAACAUUUCAGGGUAUCUCUAAUUCUGUAACGGGGAAGUUGUUCAUUGGUAUCAGCAGCAAAGAAUCUGAUAAUGGAGCUCAAUGCCUAUCAAGAACUUCAACUAUGGAUGAAGCACAAUCUUCCUUGUCAAGUACUAGUAGGGAUGUUUAUUGGACUGGUAAUGAUGAUCAGGCUAAACAGUUGUCAGCUGAUCAUGUUCCCAUUACGGAGGAGCGCAGGGCUCAUGAGAUUCAGCCUAGUGAACAAGAGGGAACUAGUAGCUUUGAUGAGGAUAAUGUGAAGCAAAUGUUGGCUGAAGAGGGUGAAAAGCUGAAGCCUGAGGAUGUCAGUGCAUUGCAUGUUUCAGCCGAGAGUGAGAAGAUGAACUCUAGUGCUAAAUCAGAUGGUGCAGUGCCUUCAAAAACUCAGGGUAUAAAAUCUGGUAGUUGUGCCUGGCCGAGUGCUGAUGCAGGGGGUACAGCCCCAUUGUCAACUGGGACUGAAUUGUCACGGAGCUCAUCUGUGAGUUCAUUGUCGUCUGAGAAGUCAACAUUGAAUCCGCAUGCUAAGGAGUUCAGACUAAAUCCUAAUGCAAAGAGUUUUGUCCCAUCUCAAACACCUUUGAGACCUGCAUCUCCAGUCUCGGAUGGUUCCUUAUAUUAUCCUGCUAAUGUGGCUGCUGCCCCUCACAUGCAAGGCAUGACUGUUGGCAUUGGGAUUGCACCACCCUUUACUGGAUAUCAGCCAUAUAUUUAUAAUCAACAAGUGACACCGGCUCCUCAGCCAUAUUAUCAUCCGAAUGGACCUCAGUAUGGACAGCAGAUGUUACUUGGUCACCCUCGUCAAGUUAUGUACAUGCCAAGCUACCCUCAUGAAAUGCCGCACAAGGGAAGAGAUUUUUAAUGAGAUGAUUGACACAAUGUUUCUGCAAUGCCUUGUGCAAUUGCGGUUAUAGGAAAUAAACUUCUGACGCUUUGACUGCUUGGAACUUUUUUUAUGUACCUUUGGUGAGCACUAGAUAGCUGAUAAGGGUUCUCUUAGCAUUCCAGUUUGUCAUUUCAUGGUUUUUAAAAAAAAAUUUAAUUUUAUUUUUCUUUAAAACUCAGAUGGAUCAAGUGUUCUGUUGUUGAACUUGUUUUCUUUUUAAUUUAGUGGAUAGAUAGUCUCAGGUCAUUUGUGUAACUUAAAAUCCCAUGCGUUUUUGCUCCUUCAUUAUUUUCUGGGUACCAUGACUGUAUGCUUAAACAAGUGUAUAAGAUAAUAGAGGUUGAAUUCACCUCCA
Molecule: messenger RNA, 2409 nt
Organism: Ipomoea triloba (trilobed morning glory)
Lineage: Eukaryota; Viridiplantae; Streptophyta; Magnoliopsida; Solanales; Convolvulaceae
Product: polyadenylate-binding protein-interacting protein 3-like
Exons: 15
Coding region: 240-2030 (596 amino acids)
Biological process (GO): cytoplasmic stress granule assembly
Cellular component (GO): cytoplasmic stress granule
Molecular function (GO): RNA binding
Source: RefSeq, a predicted model, not a curated record